AUGCAGAACCGCCCACAGCAGCGAGAGACGCGCAACGCAGCUGCCCCAUGGAUGCAUGCUUCUUCGCCUUGUGGAUUUUGUGGCCGGUCCUUACAUUUGCACUCAGAAUGUCCCGCACGCCGAGCAACCUGCAACAAAUGUGGAAAAAAGGGCCAUUUCGCAGUGGUUUGCCGGGCUAGCAAGCAACUUUCCGUUGUGGAAUUGGGUGCUGUCUGUUCGAACAGCGAAGAGCGGGCCAAGUUCGUGGAUAUAAAAGUGGACGGAACGCCUCUACGCUUCAAAGUUGACAGCGGCGCCGAGGUCACAGUCGUCCCCAGUACAUUUUCUGGAAUUCCGCCAUAUCUUGAGCCGCCGGAAGGCGAACUUUCAGGACCGGCGGGACAACCGCUGGACGUGCUGGGAACGUUUACCGCCACUCUGCAAUGGAAGAACAAGUCGGCAACGCAACGACUUUACGUGCUUCGGUCACAGGUCAUGCCACUUCUGGGAUUUCCUGCUAUCCAAGAGCUGGGUGUGGUCAAGUUCGUGGAUCCGGUGGUCGAGACGCAAGGCAACCAGACGGCAUCAGACAAGCUGUUCUGUGGUUUGGGCGAGCUGCAAGAAGCGUACACUAUACGCCUAAAACCAGAUGCUGUCCCCUAUUCGCUGCUGGUCCCAAGACGUGUGCCCAUCCCUCUACACGGUGUCGUGAAGGCGGAGCUUGACAGGCUUGAAGCGGAGGGCGUGAUCAGACGCGUUACAAAGCCUACUCCGUGGUGCGCCGGUAUGGUCGUCGUACCGAAGGCAUCCGGUUCAUAUCGCAUCUGCGUCGACCUCACCAAGUUGAACCAGGUAGUGUUGCGUGAGCGCCAUAUCUUGCCCACCGUAGACCAAGUUUUGGGACUACUGGGUAAUGCUCAGGUGUUCUCGAAGCUUGACGCUAUCAAGUUUUCAUCAAGUAAAACUGGCAGAAGAGUCUGA
Rhipicephalus sanguineus (brown dog tick) is the source of this 960-nucleotide messenger RNA. RefSeq lists its product as uncharacterized. Gene Ontology annotation, molecular function: zinc ion binding; nucleic acid binding. The record is from RefSeq and is a predicted model, not a curated record. Lineage: Eukaryota; Metazoa; Arthropoda; Arachnida; Ixodida; Ixodidae. The coding region runs from base 1 to 960 and encodes 319 amino acids. The transcript has a single exon.